Paramuricea clavata is the source of this 1781-nucleotide messenger RNA. The record is from the annotation of a GenBank genome assembly. NCBI's taxonomy places the organism in Eukaryota, Metazoa, Cnidaria, Anthozoa, Malacalcyonacea, Plexauridae.
AAAGUAUCAAUUACAUAUUCGGCCUGACCGAAAGCCAGAAAUGUUUCAUUGCUGUAACCUACCUUCUUGCUCUCUGGAAAUUACAUGGAGCUAGACUCUGGUAAGAUACACUGACUUUAUAAAUAAAACUAAACUAACUUUAUUUCUCCUGGAUAGCUCUAUCAGGUCUAAACUAUUCUCCGUAUGGGUUAAGUGAGGGCCAAAGAGGAAACCAGGGUACCUGGAAACGAUCUGUGGGGUUUGGCACUCGUCUUGCAUGCGACGAAAUUUGAUCAGCUAACUGCAUCUUGCACUGGAAAUUGAACCUCUGUCUCAGAAGUGGAGGGCAUAUGCACUGAUUAUUUCCUUUCUACUAUUCCUACAGGCCGAUCAUCUUCAAAGUUAUCUGCAAGUUGUUUGGUAAACCUAAGAGAGCAAUACUUCGAAAGAUCUCCACAAAUCCAUCUGAGAAAACCAUCCAUGUCCAGAAUGACAUAGCACGUGAUGAGCAUGUGAACACUGACGAUUUAACUACCGACUCAUCGUGCGAAAGUCAUGUGACUGCUGAUGAAGAAACAACCGACUCAUAUGAUAGUCACGUGGAGAGUGAUGAAGAGUCCACUGACUUAUCAUGUGAGGAACACGUGGACACUGACUACGACAGCGUUACAACCAGUAGCAGUGUUGAUGAUCUACCAACAGCCACACCCAACAACCAGACCAUUCCACCCACUACCAUCCCAACACAGUUGAAACUCUCUCUCAGUUUCAACAGUUCGGACAGUUUAUUCGAGGAGAGCUGUGAUGAAGAUUUCCCAGACGAAUUCUUCGUAUUUCCAAGCGACUGUGGUAACAUCGGAUUGAUACUGGGUGACGAGGACUGGGAAAAAAUAGAACUUGACUCAAGUCAGGAGUCUUUGAUUUCGGAUGAUGGUGGUACUGCUAGUACCGGUAUAGAGUCAGGACAGAGUUAUGAUGUGGCCUGUGAUGUAGAUAGCGGAGCUUCUUCUCACAGUUCUUGUCAUAGCCCUGUUCCUAAGGAGGUGGUAUCCUGCUUGAGUUGUAGUUCUGAUGGAGACCCAGUCACCGUGGCAACAACAAGUGGUUGUAAUGGCUGGAUUGAAGAAAGUCAUCAAGAGAAUGGUGAUAUGAACUGUGGUAACCAUGGUAAUGUUGACCAAUGGAUUCUGGGAUGUCGUGACAGUAACAACCAUACACCAUCUAAUGGUUGUACCAGCAAUGUCAAUUAUGGUGAUGAAUCGACCGACAGCAGCUUGUACGAUUGUGAUCUGACCAGUGAAGGUUUAUACGAGGAUAGCUUGGAGCUCUACCCAGGUUUGUGUAAACAUUGCUUCACCAUAUUAUCCCACCGCCACACAAUCCCUAACCAAACGAUCGCCAGACCACGCGACUGACAGACCACCUGAUUACCUACCUACCCAACUAAGUAACUAAAUACUAACUUACUAACAAACUAUACUAAAUACUAAUGUGCUCUUAUUAACUCUAAUCAGUUAUUUUCAUUUCAUGAAGGUGAAUAUGCUGAACAUGGAAUCAGUUUGCAGCGAUCAGAAUCUGAAAGUGACAUUCGUAUUGAAGUCUACAACAACAUUGAACCAGAAAAUCUGCCAGUUGGUGAUAUCAAUAGAUGGCUGUCAGCACACAAUGAAAAUGAAAUCGUCGAAGAAAAUAUCAUGGACACGACAUUGGAACAACGUGUGAAAAACCACGUUGUUGCUGCAGCUAUCGUUGCUGGGACAUUUGUACUGCCCUGUUUUAUUGCGGGCAAACUCUUGAAAUAA